Molecule: messenger RNA, 1899 nt
Organism: Ctenocephalides felis (cat flea)
Lineage: Eukaryota; Metazoa; Arthropoda; Insecta; Siphonaptera; Pulicidae
Product: sodium-independent sulfate anion transporter-like
Exons: 11
Coding region: 1-1899 (632 amino acids)
Biological process (GO): transmembrane transport
Cellular component (GO): membrane
Molecular function (GO): sulfate transmembrane transporter activity
Source: RefSeq, a predicted model, not a curated record
AUGACGCGAAAUUUAUUAAAAUUUAUACCUCUGAAUAAUUGGCUUCGUGGCUAUUCUAAACCAAAGGCUAUUUCUGAUUUCAUAGCUGGUGUAACUGUUGGUUUAACAGUUCUUCCUCAGAGUUUGGCUUACGCGACUUUAGCUGGGCUGGAACCACAGUAUGGCUUGUACUCGGCCUUCAUGGGGUGCUUCGUCUACGCCCUUUUGGGGGGCUGUCGCCAAGUUACAAUCGGCCCGACGGCACUGCUCUCUCUGAUGACUGCCAAAUAUACUGCUCAAGCAGCAGGAAUAGAAUUAGCUGUUUUGCUGUGCUUUUUAUCUGGCUGCGUCCAAUCGCUGAUGGCAAUCUUUCGAAUGGGAUCUCUGGUUGAUAUAAUAUCCUUACCAAUAAGUAUUGGUUUUACUUCAGCGACUGCUGUAAUAAUAGCAACGUCCCAAAUAAAAUCCUUGCUAGGCUUAAAAUAUCCUCGAGGAAGUGGUGAUAAUUUUGGAAAAACACUAGUUAAUAUUUAUCAAAAUUUGCCUAAUACUCAACUUGGAGAUAGUUUACUAGGUUUAUCUAGUAUACUCCUACUACUACUUUUGAGGAAAUUCAAAGAUUACAGAAGCACGUCUACUAGGUCCAAAGUGUACAAACAAUUUCGUACUUUAUUAUGGCUUAUAGCAACUGCAAGAAAUGCUAUAAUAGUUUUAUUAGGAGUCGUAAUUGCAUAUAGUUUUGAAAAAUAUACUUCAACAAUACCAUUUCAAGUCACGGGAUCAGUAAAAUCAGGUCUUCCAUCAAUCCACUUGCCUGCAUUUUAUGUCAAUAAAGAAUAUUGUAACAUUACUACAUACAAAAAUGUAGACGACGGCAAUAAUACGGACAUAUCACAUCAACUUGUUUUCGAAACUUGUACAGAAAUAAAAAAUAAAACUGUUGUUUCUUAUAAUGAAAGUAUUAUAUACGAAUCGAAUUUAAUAGAACUAGGUUUUAAAGAUAUGGUCGAUAUUCUUGGAUCGUCGAUUAUUUUAGUACCUAUUAUAGCUGUUUUGGGAAACGUUGCUAUAUCAAAAGCGUUCGGUGGUGCCAAAUUAAAUCCUUCACGUGAACUUUUAGCUUUAUCAUUAAGUAAUAUUUUUGGAUCAUUUGUAUCAUCGAUGCCAGUGACUGGAUCUUUUUCAAGAAGUGCUGUAAAUCAUGCAUCGGGUGUACAAACUCCUUUGGGCGGAGUUUAUACAGGUCUUUUAGUAUUAUUAGCUAUAGGUUUAUUAACGCCGUAUUUUCAUUAUAUUCCCAAAAGUUCUUUGUCGGCUGUGAUAAUAUGCGCUGUGAUCUUUAUGAUCGAAUAUGAGGUAGUUAGGCCCUUAUGGCGUUGCAGCCGAAGAGAAUUAUUCGGUUGUGUGAAAACAUUUGUACUUAGUCUUGUAUUCAGUGUCGAAAUUGGACUCUUAGUCGGAGUUUCAUGGGAUUUAUUAUAUGUCGUUUAUAAAGCAGCCAGACCUGAUUUGCCGAUUACAAAAGUCACAACAGAUUCGGGCAUCGAGUUCUUAAUUUUAAAACCAGGCCAUGGUUUAUUAUAUUUUCCAGCAGUCGAUUUUCUACGAGAUGCUAUUAGAAAAGCUGCCAACGAAAAAGGUGUUCCUGUAAUAAUCGAUUGCAAUAAUUUACAAGAUAUUGAUUUCACUGCGGCAAGAGGCAUUGUUACUUUAUCCAAAGAACUCAAUGGAAGACUAAUUUUAAUGAACGCCAGUGAAAAAGUUUUGAAAGUAAUAGAAGAUGCAAAUAGUGCAAAAGUUCCCAUUAAAAAUGUUUUGAACGAAACGGAGUUAAAUAUUAUUUUAGAAGACAAUCAUACAUUUUCAAAUGCAACCGAACUGAGGGAUGUCCGAAAACCGUUGUUGAAACUACAGAAAUAA